This is a messenger RNA of Homalodisca vitripennis (glassy-winged sharpshooter), 595 nucleotides long. RefSeq lists its product as uncharacterized. The transcript is spliced from 4 exons. The record is from RefSeq and is a predicted model, not a curated record. NCBI's taxonomy places the organism in Eukaryota, Metazoa, Arthropoda, Insecta, Hemiptera, Cicadellidae. Bases 99 to 428 code for a protein of 109 amino acids.
UUCUACGUGUGGCAAAACUGUUCUACUUAAAUAACAAAAUUUCUAAUGACAAUGAUGAAGAGCCUGUCUUGGUGGUAUCAAGGAGACCAAGGUUCUUUAUGACAGAACCUACGGAUGCUCCACUUGUUCCUUGGGACAAAAACCCAAGGAGAUGGAAGAACCGGUCCAGAGACCAUCCCAUGGCCACAGAAAACCCGUUUACCCUGUAUAAGGGUUGGAGAAGACUGGGGAUGCUGGAAAACUUGGACAAGCGGAGAGAUCUGGAUAGACAUUGGGAGAGACUGAAGCAGGAGGAGUUGAAGUUCCAGCAAGACUUGAGACUGAGGAUGAAGCAGAGGAAGGCUCUGAGACCACUUGCCACAAAGACACCAGCAGAAAAUUCCACCUCUCCUGUUCCUGCACAUUAUGUUACUCAUACAAAAGUCUGAAUUCAUUGGGGAAAUAACUUUAGAACUUGAGAUAUCGAAGCUGUGAGCACCAUAUCACCUCUCCAAAGUUGUAGUUUUUUAUACAAGAUUUCUAUAUUUUUGAUUUUAAGUCGUUUUUGACUUUUGUAUUUAUAAUUCCAUAAAAUACAUUUUCUUUAUUUAUAGUA